Messenger RNA from Arachis ipaensis, 1285 nucleotides. RefSeq names its product folate receptor family protein. The record is from RefSeq and is a predicted model, not a curated record. Lineage: Eukaryota; Viridiplantae; Streptophyta; Magnoliopsida; Fabales; Fabaceae.
CACCCACCCACUCACAUGUCUUUUGUAUUUGUGGCCCAAUUGUAGUUCUGUGUUUUUUUCUUGAUAAAGUGAGGCAGGUUGUUCUAAGCCCAAGGGAAAACGAAGGAAAAAGCUGAAGAAGAAGAAGAAGAAUCAAUUGUCCAAAAAGAACAAGAAGAAUCAGUCCAAAAAGAAGAAGAAGAAACUAGAGCUUGGAUUCAACUGCAGCGUGGUUGGGUGGAGUCUGGAGUGUAUUCAAUGAAAUCGAGGUUGUAAUAUGGUGGUGGUUGUACGGUUAUCGAAGCAGUCCCAGUGCCUUCUCGGACCCAAGACCUUCGAUUAUGGCUUCCUCCUUUUCCUCCUCUUCUUCCAUCUCUUCCUACCUUACUCUUCCGGUAAACCCAGUGGAGUAUGUGUUUCUCAAGGUGGUCGAUUUCCUGCCUUUAAAUCAGAGGGUUACCCUCCCAGAAAGGGUCCCAAAGAUCUGACUCUUUGUCGGAUUUUUCGCAAAAACACUUGUUGUGACAUAAGCCACACACAUCCUGCAUUGCUAGCUGUAAGAAAACUUGCUUCUACUGGGGAAGCUGGGCAUGAGUGCUUGCACUUAUGGGAAAUGUUGGAAUGUGCAAUAUGCGAUCCACGCGUUGGUACUCAACCUGGACCUCCUCUUAUUUGUGCAUCCUUCUGCGAAAGAAUAUACAAGGCAUGCUCGAAUGCUUACUUCUCUAUGGAUGUGAAAACACAGCUGCUAGCACCUUGUGGAGUAAAUGACUUUGUGUGUGGUAGGGCUGCUGAAUGGGUCUCCAAUGGUACGGAUCUUUGUGUUGCUGCAGGUUUUCAAGUGAAACCAUCUGAUAUGAUACACGCUGCCUCUGAAGAAACUCUUUGCUAUGGUGAUAUGGCGAGUCUAAAUUCGGUUGCUGAUUCAUGGAAAGCUUCUCAGUUUGAUCUGACUGAGAAAGCUGAUUUCCAACAAUGGGUUAGGAAAAUCCCAUUCAUUGAAAGAGUUUCUUGGGCCAUAGGAGGGAUGGUUCUAACUGCCGGAUUGGUGUUUAUAAGCAAAAGAAAAAGCCAUAGCCAACGCCAUAAGCUCGCCGCUAUAAGGCGAACUGCGAGGAAGUUGGAAGGAAGGAUGUCAGACAAGCCUUCAAGCUCUCAAGAAAAUAGGAAAAGAAAUUGAAGAUAAGUAUUAUUGGCUUGUAUGUUAAGUUGAAAACAUAAGUAGUUUUGGUUGAUUAGCAUGUGAAUUUAUGGUUUCUUGUUGCAAUUAUCAAAUCGAAAUACCACUUUGCACGCUUCUCUAUUC